CAAUUAGUUCGUUUGUUCUCUUCGAGCAAGCCGGUGUGUGAUACAGACAGCACAAUCUUACUUCUCUUGAACUUGUACGACGAAAAUAAUAAUUUAAAUAAAAACGUAGAGAAACAAAUCGAAUAUUAUCAGAUUGCUUCAAGAGUUGGUGCUACAAAAUAAGUCGCUUGCAUUAAUUUUUUUUUAUUAAAAAAUAUAUUAUUUUAUAAAAAAAAACAUUAUGUUGACCAUCGUUGAAGAUAGUUUUGGAACAUCUGAAGAUCCAUUGACAAAGCAGAUGGUACCAGUUCGGCGUUUUACAUUUUCAAAUAGUCAAAUGGUUGUUCAGGUCAUCACGUUGGGCGCCACUAUAACCAGCAUAAAAGUACCCAACGCAAAAGGUGUCAUCGAUGAUGUUGUUCUUGGUUUCGAUGAUGUUGCAGGAUAUCUUAAUCCCAAAAUGAACCCUUAUUUCGGUGCGACUGUGGGACGAGUUGCCAACCGCAUUGGACAUGGAACCUUUAUGCUAAAUGGAAAGCGGAUAACUGUUAGCAAGAAUCACAAUGGCAAACACACCCUGCAUGGUGGAUUCAUUGGUUUUAACAACGUCCAUUGGACCGUCAGCGAUCUGGUUCCAGAAAACUGUUCUUUGAAGUUGCAGCAUGUGUCGGCGGAUGGACACGAGGGCUUUCCGGGUGAGGUUACGGCCACUGUGCUGUUUCAGCUGACAGCGGAUAACUGUUUUCAUGUGCGUUUCGAUGCAACUACAACGAAACCCACUCCCGUCAACUUGACUAACCAUUCGUAUUUCAACUUAGCUGGCCACGGAGCUGGUAAAGGUGCUAUACAAGAGCAUAGAAUUCAAAUCAAAGCAGAUAAGAUAACCGCUACCGAUGACGAUUCUAUUCCUAACGGUGUGCUGCAGGACGUUACGGCAACUGCUUUUGAUUUCAGAGAGUUGUCGGAGCUUGGACCACGUAUUGCUGAACAAUCAGGACAGGGAUUCGAUGACAACUUUUGUGUCAACUUGGAUAACAACGGGAUUACUGUGAUUGCAAAGGCAAUUCAUCCUAAAUCGGGUCGUUGGAUGGAAGUGGCAUCCGAUCAGCCAGGUGUACAAUUUUAUACGGGAAAUUUUUUGCCAAACACAAUGAAAAUGGCACGGGCCAUUGAUGGAAAAGAAGAAAAAACUUAUGCUAGACAAGGUGCAUUUUGUUUUGAAACUCAAGGAUAUCCAGAUGCAGUUAAUCAUGAAAACUUUCCUUCUACUAUUUUAAAUCCUGGUGAGAAGUACAUCCACAAUUGUAUUUACAAAUUUGGGGUUAAUGCUUAAUGAGAUGUCACAAGAAAUAAAGGAAAAAAUUGCUUAUGAUUUUAAAUAGCUGUUUUAUUAUAAUUUUAGUAAACUAUCAAUAAUGUUCUCUUGAUAUAUCACUUUUUUAAUAAAUAUUAAUAAACCUUGAUCUUGAAA
This is a messenger RNA of Episyrphus balteatus (marmalade hoverfly), 1450 nucleotides long. RefSeq names its product galactose mutarotase. The transcript has 7 exons. The record is from RefSeq and is a predicted model, not a curated record. NCBI's taxonomy places the organism in Eukaryota, Metazoa, Arthropoda, Insecta, Diptera, Syrphidae. Bases 221 to 1312 code for a protein of 363 amino acids. Gene Ontology annotation, molecular function: carbohydrate binding; aldose 1-epimerase activity. Gene Ontology annotation, biological process: beta-D-galactose catabolic process via UDP-galactose, Leloir pathway; glucose metabolic process.